AUGAGCGACUACAACAUCGCUGUUGGAUUAGAUAACGUUCUGACACCAAUAUGGACCUUCUGGAAUGCGAUGUUUCUAGCAGUGACAACUUACACCACGAUCGGUUACGGUAACAUCACCGCGAAAACAAAACUCGGCAAGCUGGCCGCCAUGGUAUACGCUGUGAUUGGCAUUCCUUUGGUAUUAAUGAUUCUGCACAAAUUGGGACGAUUUUUCCUGCUCGCUCUUGAACAUGUCUGGGAUUUUGUGAGUGAGGUAUACAGUUCUUGA
Molecule: messenger RNA, 270 nt
Organism: Cooperia oncophora
Lineage: Eukaryota; Metazoa; Nematoda; Chromadorea; Rhabditida; Trichostrongylidae
Source: the annotation of a GenBank genome assembly